Meleagris gallopavo (turkey) is the source of this 2014-nucleotide messenger RNA. The record is from RefSeq and is a predicted model, not a curated record. Lineage: Eukaryota; Metazoa; Chordata; Aves; Galliformes; Phasianidae.
UACGGGCUUCGGGGCCUCCCCGGGCUGCGGCGGGCGGCGGCUGGCAGCCGGGGACGCGGCAAGGGUGAAGGUGAAGGCUCACCAUGGCUGCAGUGUGGCUCAUCACCUGGGCGCUGCUCCUGGCUGACAGGGUCUCCACCAUGGCUCAGGAGACACUGUCCCCAGAUGAGACAUCACAGCAGGGCAGGAUACCCCUGCACGUCCCGUCCUGGGGGCACCUGGGGACACCUCCAGCCUGGGACGCAUCGGGGGAGCUGAGUGGUGCUGGGAACAUCGAGAGUGAGCACUGGAGAGGUGGCAGCCCUGUGCGCUGGUCUCAACUGCCACAGCUGGGCACUGUUACCAGGACACCUCGGGUGACAGGGGCAAGCCUGGCAGGUGACACAACCCUGGCUGUGGUAGAGGAGUCCUUCAUUACCUGGCAAGGACGAGAGGCCGAAGGCCAGGACAGCCCUAGGGGGAAGACAGAGCUGCCUCACAGCUCCACACCAGAGAUGCUUUCCCCCAGGUGCCCCUGGACACGGGGCCACCCUGGGCAGGUCAGGGGACACUCCCAUCUGAGCAGAGUGCAUCCCUGCCAGCCAGCACUCCCAGCCCUCAGCCAACCAUGUCCACCAUUGCCCUGACCCCAGAGCCGGCAAUGGGGACCGGAGCGGUCACAGCAGCCACGCACACUUGGGGACAGCCAGCAGCUGCGGGCAGCAGCAAGCAGGAAUUAUGGGGUCACCUCAGCACUGCUCCUGCCUCCACCCUGGGGGAGCACAGAGCCCCAUUCCGUGGACUGUCACCCAAGAUGGCACAGGAGGUGAGGGCUGAGACCUGGACCCGCCUGCUGUCUGCCCAUCAGAGGAGCACACGCAGAGCCCCACUCAGCAAUGCCACCACCGAGGAUGUGGCACCUGCCAGGUCAACAAGACUGCGGGACCCCCAGCCCACCCUCAGCACCAGCAUCACACCGCCGCCCAUCUCCAGCACGUCCCCCCCCGGCAUUCCUUAUACAGGGCUGCUCCCUGAGCAAGAUGUCGGCUCCCCGCAGCGAGUCCGGGGCGCUGUGGGGCAUGGCAGCAUCCCCAAUGCCACCGAGGUUACCGUGCCCACAGUGCGCCCCACAGCAGGAACACCAUCCAGCACCAGGCGCUCAGACGCCGCAGGGACACAGCCCCCUGCCGCCAGCAGCACCGCAGUGCCCUCAGCCACGUGGCGGCAGGGAGUGGUACGGGUGACGACGCAGCGCGCCCCAUGGCGUCCCAUGAAGCCGGAGCCCAGCAAGCCCCCCACGGAGCCCAGCAUCUGUACGGGGGCUUCGUGUACUGCUGGGAGCUCCAACACGACAGCAGCGGGCUGGGCUGAGCUACGCCGUCCCCUUCGCGUCGCCUGGGCCGUGCACGCCUACGUGGGGGCCGCGCUGUGCCUGCUGCUGGCGCUGGGCUGCAUAGCGGGGCUGGGGGGAACCAUCCUGCAGCGCCCACCCCACUGCGCCCUACUGCUGGGCACCGCGGGGCUGCUGCUGGCCGCCAGCCUGCUGCGGGGCACCUUCCUGCUGCUGGAUCCCUAUGGGGCGCGGGGCCGGCUGCCGCACCGCUGCGUGCUGCUGCUCUGCUCCGUGCCCUUCACGCUGCUGCUGGCAGCCUUCGCUCUGCUGCUGGGCCACAUCUCCAAGAGCCUCAUCCGCAACCCGGCCGAGCAGCUCCCGCUGCGGGCGCUGAAGGACAGCAACGCGGCCGCGGCUGCGGGGACACCGGGCCUCAGCCCCAAGUGCCCCAACGUGGCGGUGGCAGCCAUCCGCGAGCACGGCUCCUCGGCCUCGCUGGGGGAACUGGUCUUCCGCCCGCCGUCCCCCAUCGACCUGCGGCGCAGCAUCGACCAGGCGCUGUGCCGCCGGCACCUGCUGCGUGAGGGGCUGUUCGGGCGGCCGCGCCGCGGCUCCGGGGCCUCCAUCCGCACCUUUGAGCCCCAAGCCAGCAUGGCGCAGGUGGACGCCCGCAGCCUCUCCAGCGACACCAUUGAGCUCUGA